Plasmodium gonderi is the source of this 1164-nucleotide messenger RNA. Its product is annotated as variable surface protein. Lineage: Eukaryota; Apicomplexa; Aconoidasida; Haemosporida; Plasmodiidae. The record is from RefSeq and is a predicted model, not a curated record. The transcript is spliced from 2 exons. The coding region runs from base 1 to 1164 and encodes 387 amino acids.
AUGAAAAUUAAUGCAUACAAAAUGGGAACUGUAACUGUUUCGAUUUAUGGAAAUAACGGUACUUUGGAUACUGAUACAUGUUUGAAUAAAUAUGCAGAAAUUCUUGCAUAUAUUAAAGAGGAAGUUAAUAAUGUACACGAAAAUUCAGAAAAAUGCAGAAAAGUGCAUGAAUAUAUAAACGAAAAAAGUGCUUUAUUAAAUGAAUGUAAUAUAAGAAAGCAUUUAAGCCUAGAUUUAAAUGAUUCUAAUGAAAUAAAGAGCUUUAAAGAAAAAUGUAACAAACAUCUUGAGGAUAUUAGUAAACCUGCACUUCAAGAACAACAGGAUACAAAGUUUAAACUUGAAGAAGAAAAAUCACCUGGACAAAGCGAAGAAAGUGGACAAAAAAGCAAAACUGCAAAAGUAAAAGGAGGUGCAUCACAAAAAGAAAGUAAUGAAGCCCCCCCUACAAUUAGUAUUUCAGAAGGACAACAAUCCGGAGAUGAUGGAAAAGAAUAUGCUGAAGUAGAUGGAUCAAUAAGAGGACAAGUAUCGCCCCAGGAUCAACAUGACACAACUUUGCAUAGUAGUGCAGAUGAGGCUCAAGAAGUAAAAACAUUAGCACAACUGAGCCAACAAAGUGGUAAAUAUGAACAUCAACAAAAAGAGAUGGAACUUAUAUUUGCCUCAGAUAACGAAGGAGAAACUGAAUCAAAUGAUUGUCAAAAUAAACCUUCUUCAUCAUGUAGUCUUGAGGGGAAAUCAGAUGAAGCUGGAACUCCCCAAGCAAAAGGUUUAAAAGAAGCUUCUAAACAAGGUGAUACACAGGAUGAAAACGCUGUAGUUCUUAGCACUUUGCAAAAUCCCUACAGUGAAGGUAAUAUGACGCAACAUAGUGAUCAUGAAAUUAUUUUAACAGAACUCUGUAGUGAUACUACACAUUCUGGCAUAACUUCUUCUGCUGAAGUUGGUGCUUCCAAAGCACCUAAUAAUGUAACAUCCCAUAGUGUUGAUAGUGGUAAGAUACAGCAUUUCUCUUACACUAUUUCAUAUCAUAUUUCCUAUUUACUUGUUCAUAAAUUGGCGCCUUCUACACUAGAUGUUCAUUCUCAUUUUACUACAUCAUUAAAUGUAUUACCUUCUCCGCAAAAGUUUAUAACUCUUAUAAGUCAUACAUAUGAAUGA